This is a messenger RNA of Pteropus alecto (black flying fox), 1349 nucleotides long. Its product is annotated as podocan-like protein 1. NCBI's taxonomy places the organism in Eukaryota, Metazoa, Chordata, Mammalia, Chiroptera, Pteropodidae. The record is from RefSeq and is a predicted model, not a curated record. Gene Ontology annotation, molecular function: protein binding. The coding region runs from base 294 to 737 and encodes 147 amino acids. The transcript is spliced from 2 exons.
UAGAGCAUCUGUGGGUGCCAGGCACCGCUCUAGGCAUUGGAGAUGCUGCUGGGCACAGUGACGCAGCUCCUGGUCUCAGGCACAGACACCCUGGUUAGGGAGAAUGCGAUCGAUAACAAUCAUAGUUAAUAAUAGAAGAGCAUGAGGAUGCAGAAGAAGUGCCAUCUUCAUGACUAGCUGCAUUAACACCUCCCACAGCAGGCAGGAACCUGUUUUUGCCCCCAGCACCUACAGCAGGGCCUGCCCCAGAAAGGACUCAGUUUACCUCUGUUGAGAGGAGGAAAUCGGCAGCCAUGAAGAGGGGAGGGGAAGGGGUAGAAGGACCAGGCUGGGCGUGGAAGAGAGGAGGGUCUGGGAGAAGAAUGGUUUGGGGCUUGCCUGAGCAAGCGGCCCAGGACCUGGGGCUGCCAUGGGGCCAUCUCUGCCCACCUGCCCAGGUGCUGGACCUCAGCCACAACGAGCUGUCUUUUGUACCCCCCGACCUGCCCGAGACCCUGGAGGAGCUGCGCCUGCAGAGCAACCGCAUCAGCCACGUGGGCCCCGAAGCCUUCCUCAGCACGCCCAGCCUGCGAGCCCUCUUCCUCAGGGCCAACAGGCUUCACAUGACCAGCAUUGCACCCGAAGCCUUCUUGGGCCUCCCACACCUGCGUGUGGUGGACACGACGGAUAACCUUGAGCAGGUCCUGGUCCAGCUGCCACCCACAGCUCCACGUCAGCCUCGGGCUUGGGGUCCUUGAGCCAGAGGGAUCUGGAAGAGUGAUCCAGAGCCUUGGGGCUCUGCUGGGCUAUGGACUAAGGAGAUAGCACCCACCUGGGGUCUCAACCUAGCUCUCCCAGGCCUCGAGGGCUAAGCCUAUCCAACCUGUGCUGGCCGGGAAGCUGGGGCACCGCCUCUGCAUGCAGAGAGGGACUGAGGCAUGCAGCUCACACACCAGGUGCAUAGACCACACUGGCCCUGCCAGCCACGUUCCCACUCCCUGCACAGAUGGUGACAGCAACAAUAAAGCCAAAUCUUUUCAAGUGCUCAUCACUGACCAGGUGCCCUUCACCUUGUAGAACUGCAGGGGUUCUCACAAUCCCUGUGUCCAGCGGGGGAAACUGGGGCUCUAGAAUGCUAAGUGGGUCAGGCGAUUUGGUCCAGAUCCCAAAGCUAGUGAGCAGUAGGGCUAGAUUUCAGGGCCUUAGAUUUGCACACAUGCAAGUCACCAAGCACCUCCAGGUACAGCCCGAUCACAUGUCUAAACCCAGAUACGCCCAGAGCCACUGGCUGAAGAAAUGCAUAGUACAGCAGGUGCCGUCAGGCAGCAUGGACCCAUGACAGAUGCACGGGCCUUCACAUGAGAGUCGAA